Messenger RNA from Salvelinus sp. IW2-2015, 4226 nucleotides. Lineage: Eukaryota; Metazoa; Chordata; Actinopteri; Salmoniformes; Salmonidae. The record is from RefSeq and is a predicted model, not a curated record.
AGAAGGAGCAGUUAGACAGGUGGGCGUGAGCGUUAUGAAGCAACAGCCACGGGGUGGUGUGACCCAAUCAGAGAGCAGGGAUAUCAGCCAAGUCUAUCGUCAGAUAGGAAGAGGGAAGAAAACUGAGAACCCAGAAAUGAAAAUCAGUGGUCCACGCCGACAGCCAAACGACAGAUAGAAGGAGCAGUUAGCAGAAUUAUUGCCGGCUCAUAUCGUUUCACAACCGAAACGAUCCAAAUCUUCUCAACGGAAAACCUGGGAGAUCUUUUCCACAACUCUCAAGAUAUAAAGACCACUGUCCUCUGAUCUACCAUGUCGGCCAAAGCCAUCUCGGAGCAGACAGGGAAGGAGUUCCUCUAUAAGUACAUCUGUACAUCUGCAGCUGUCCAGAACCGGUUCCGCUAUGCCAACGUGACGACUGAGACCGACUUUGACCGGCUGGCACAGGACCACCCCUGGCUGCUCACUGAGCGGCUGGUAGUGAAGCCAGACCAGCUGAUCAAGCGUCGGGGGAAGCUGGGACUGGUAGGUGUCAACCUGGACCUGAAAGGUGUCCAAGAGUGGCUGAAGACCCGCCUCAUGAGCGAGACCAUGGUGGGAAAAGCAAAGGGGAUCCUGAAGAACUUCCUCAUCGAGCCAUUCGUAGCCCACAAGCAGGAAGAGGAGUUCUACAUGUGUAUCUACGCCACACGGGAGGGCGACUACCUGUUGUUCCACCAUGAAGGAGGGGUAGACGUGGGGGAUGUGGACGCUAAGGCCAGUAAGCUUCUGGUAGGAGUGGACGAGAAGCUGACUGAAGACGCAGUGAAGAAACAGCUCCUGACCCAUGUCGCUGCGGACAAAAAAGCGGUUCUGGCCAGCUUCAUCGUUGGACUGUUCAACCUGUACGAAGACCUGUACUUCACCUACCUUGAGAUCAACCCACUGGGUAGGUCCUGUCAUCCAAUCCUACCACAACCAACACUCCUACCAACCUCCUACCACAGCCUCAACAUGAUCCCCUGGCAAGUCAUUCAAAUCAAGGCUGUUCUAGGAAGGCAUGUGUGCAUCAGGGCUGGUGUUGACCUGAUUAGCUCCUCAACAGAAUGUUACACUUCUUCUCCUGUCUUCCCUCUCUUUUCUCUCCUCUGUCCUCUCCAGACCCCAGCCUCCAGCAGGACAGCCUCCUUCUCUGAGAACAAGGCUGGCCGGGCCUCUGCUGCCAAGAAGGCCAAGUCAGGGGCCCCUCCAGUCAAGGCGUCAACCCUCUUCAGCAAGCAGACCAAGUCCAUCGUGUGGGGCAUGCAGACUCGGGCCGUGCAGGGCAUGCUGGACUUUGACUACACCUGCUCCAGGGAUGAGCCCUCUGUGUCUGCCAUGGUCUACCCAUUCACUGGGGACCACAAGCAGAAGUUCUACUGGGGCCAUAAGGAGAUCCUGUUGCCUGUCUAUAAGAACAUGGGCGACGCCAUGAAGAAYCACCCGGAGGUGGACGUGCUCAUCAGCUURGCGUCGCUCCGCUCUGCCUUCGACAGCACCAUGGAGACCAUGCAGUACCCGCAGAUCCACACCAUCGCCAUCAUAGCCGAGGGCAUCCCUGAAGCCCAGACCAGGAAGAUCAUUAAGAGGGCGGAUGAGAAGGGUAUCACUAUCAUCGGCCCGGCAACGGUUGGAGGGAUCAAGCCUGGCUGUUUUAAGAUCGGGAACACAGGGGGCAUGCUGGAUAACAUCCUGGCCUCUAAGCUGUACCGUCCAGGCAGUGUGGCCUACGUGUCCCGCUCUGGAGGCAUGUCCAACGAGCUCAACAACAUCAUCUCCCGCACCACCGACGGAGUCUACGAGGGAGUGGCCAUUGGAGGAGACCGAUACCCAGGCUCAAUCUACACAGACCAUGUGCUGAGGUACCAGGACACCCCAGGGGUAGAGAUGAUCGUAAUACUGGGAGAGAUUGGCGGCACAGAGGAGUAUACGAUCUGCCAGGGCAUCAAGUCAGGCAGGAUCACCAAGCCUGUGGUGAGCUGGUGCAUCGGGACCUGUGCCACCAUGUUCUCCUCAGAGGUCCAGUUUGGUCAUGCUGGAGCGUGUGCCAACCAGGCCUCGGAGACAGCCGUGGCCAAGAACCUGGCUCUGAAGGAGGCCGGAGCCUUCGUACCCAAGAGCUUCGACGAGCUGGGAGAUGUCAUCAAAUCAGUGUAUGACGACCUCGUUGGCAAAGGAGUCAUCGUUCCAGCUAUGGAGGUGCCCCCUCCCACGGUACCAAUGGAUUACUCCUGGGCCCGGGAGCUGGGUCUGAUCCGUAAGCCAGCCUCCUUUAUGACCAGUAUCUGUGAUGAGAGGGGCCAGGAGCUCAUCUACGCUGGAAUGCCCAUCACUGAAGUGUUCAAGUCAGAGAUGGGCCUGGGAGGAACCCUGGGACUGCUCUGGUUCCAGAGGAGGCUACCCAGUUAUGCUUCCAAGUUCAUUGAGAUGUGUCUGAUGGUGACUGCUGACCAUGGUCCUGCCGUCUCCGGUGCCCACAACACCAUCGUCUGUGCCCGUGCUGGCAAAGACCUCAUCUCUAGCCUCACCUCUGGCCUGCUCACCAUCGGGGACCGGUUCGGAGGGGCCCUGGACGCUGCAGCCAAGCAGUUCAGCAAGGCGUUUGACAGCGGCAUGUUGCCCAUGGAGUUUGUCAAUAAGAUGAAGAAGGAGGGCAACCUGAUCAUGGGUAUCGGACACAGAGUCAAGUCGAUCAACAACCCAGACAUGCGGGUGAAGAUCCUGAAGGACUUUGUGAAGAAGAACUUCCCCUCCACCCAGCUGUUGGACUACGCCAUGGAUGUAGAGAAGAUCACCACCGCCAAGAAACCCAACCUGAUCCUGAAUGUGGACGGUUUCAUCGGAGUAGCCUUUGUAGACCUGCUCAGGAACUGUGGUGGAUUUACACGGGACGAGGCUGAUGAGUUUGUGGAGAUCGGAGCGCUGAAUGGAAUCUUUGUCCUGGGGCGGAGCAUGGGCUUCAUCGGACACUACCUGGAUCAGAAGAGACUGAAACAGGGUCUGUACCGUCACCCUUGGGACGACAUCUCCUACGUUCUCCCCGAACACAUGUCCAUGUAAUCACGGAAACCAGGCCAUGGACCCCCCCCCCAGUUACCCCACCACCGCACCCUAACCUCCACCCUCACCUUUACUGUGUCGUGUCAGCCCCAAGUGGUGGGAGAGCAACAAUGAGGACUGAUAUUAUUAUAGAUGUGUCUUUGCAACAGUAAUAAGGACAACCCAUUUUUUUUAUUUUUUAUUAUUAAUACAGUUUCAGUUUUUUUAAUCAAUUAGCUGAUCAAACAUGCUGCGACCCUGUUAAUAAUAGCACGGCCUGCAAAACUUUGAAGGCGCACUCAGAUGUGUCUGAUUCUGCUAGAAAGAUCAAGCAAGCUGCAGAGAAUGAGAAAAGAGGCUCAUUCAUUAGUUGACCCUUAACCCUAUAGUGUGUGAGUGCAGUUAAUGCAAUUCUCUUCCCAAGAUUACCAGUAGGGAUACAGAUGAUUGUCUUCCGAUUUACUGCUAUUACUACUACUACUACUUCUACUACAACAACAACAACAGCUUCUAUACUACACCUAUGCCUACAGUGAAGUACGUUGAUGAGACUGUAUCUCCCACUAUCAUCUCUCUCCGUAAACCAAGCAUGUGUCUGUGUAUCAAAGACUUCCUGUGUGUCGCUGUGCAGUUCUCUUUCUUGAGUGUGUUGGUGCCAUAUUAAAAUCAUACGCUUUUUAUCAGGGGUGAGCCGUAGUGCAAUAAUACUAGCUACUGUUUUACAGUUAUAUAGAUUAUAGCUUUAUUUAUGUAUAGAUGUUUUAACAGCCGAGUAAAUAAAUGUAAUAAAGUAUUAGCAUUUUUGAUGUACUGUAAAUGCCCAUGAAACGGUUGUGUUUUAAACCGUAAGAUAUGUCGCUGACCAAUCACAUUGGGCUGUAAAUACAGUGAAAAGCUCAUCCUCUGUUCCAAACAGGACGGUGCCCAGGAUGCCAAAGGUACCAUAGAAUGCAGCAUUAUUUAUCUGAACGUUAUUAGCUAGACCAGCUCCAUUGUGACCGGCUAUUUCUUGUAACCUGUAUCUGUCCGUACUAUUUGUGUUGUCAUGUCAACACAAUUUGUUUGACCUAAUGUGAUUAGUGAACUGAACGUGCCUCUGUAAAGAUGUGUCGUAAUAUAUUUUCAGAACGGUGUGACUGAGUAUAUUAAAGAUGACCCAUUGAAACACA